Molecule: messenger RNA, 2023 nt
Organism: Sphaerodactylus townsendi
Lineage: Eukaryota; Metazoa; Chordata; Lepidosauria; Squamata; Sphaerodactylidae
Product: cytochrome P450 4A12A-like
Exons: 12
Coding region: 107-1648 (513 amino acids)
Molecular function (GO): heme binding; oxidoreductase activity, acting on paired donors, with incorporation or reduction of molecular oxygen; iron ion binding
Source: RefSeq, a predicted model, not a curated record
UUCCACUGACUGAGAAGGAGGGGUGAAAUGCUUGUGGACUCCUGUUGCUAAAAGCAUAAGAAGCCAAUGCAAAAUCUGUUAGAAAAAGAAAAGAGUUUGCUGUAUCAUGGCUUUCAUGCUGGAGAAAAUAAUGACCACCCCGCUCCACAGUCUGCAUUUACUUAUUGGGUUCAUCUUCAUCCUUGUGUUGCUGAAAGCCAUUCAGUUAUACUGGAGAAGAAGAGCACUGCUGAACACCUUUGAGAUGUUUCCUGGUCCUUGCAGCCACUGGUUUUAUGGCCACAACAAGGAGGUCCAACGAGGAGAAGAAUUCAAGAAGUUCUUGGAAUGGACAGAAAAAUAUCCUAUUGCCUUUCCUAGAUGGUUUGGUGGCUUUACAGCUGGCUUAGUAAUCAACCACCCUGAUUAUGCUAAAGCUGUGUUUGCUCGACAGGACCCUAAGAGUAUGGUUACCUACAGGUUCUUCAUUCCCUGGAUUGGCAAAGGCCUACUGAUCCUACAUGGACCAAAGUGGUUUCAACAUCGUCGAUUGUUGACUCCAGGGUUCCAUUAUGACAUUUUGAAACCUUAUGUACCACUUAUUGCUGAUUCAACCAAAGUGAUGUUGGAUAAAUGGGAGAAUCUGCUUGCUAACGAUUCCACAAAGUCACUAGAGGUGUUUGAACAUGUCAGCUUGAUGACUCUAGACAGCAUCAUGAAAUGUGCAUUCAGUUACCAAAGCAAUUGCCAGACUCAGAGACAGUUGGAUUAUUAUGUCAAAGCUGUGUACGACCUGACCAAUUUGGUGUCUCAGAGAAUCCGCACGCUCCUCCAUCGGAAUGAUCUAAUCUAUUGGUGCAGUUCACAUGGGCGUCAUUUCAGGGAAGCCUGCAAAUUGGCCCAUCAACAUACAGAACAAGUCAUACAAGACAGGAGACGAUCCCUCAAGGAGGAAGGAGAACUUGAAAAGAUCCAGAAGAAACGAUACUUGGAUUUUCUGGAUAUUCUUCUUUGUGCCAAAGAUGAAAAUGGAGCUGGAUUAUCUGAUGAAGAUCUGCGUGCUGAGGUAGACACUUUCAUGUUUGAAGGCCAUGAUACCACAACCAGUGGUAUUUCCUGGAUCUUAUAUGCAUUGGCUCAGAAUCCAGAACAUCAGCAAAGGUGUAGAGAGGAGUUAAAGGACAUUUUAGGAGAACGAGACUUGGUUCAGUGGGAAGACCUGGGAAAGAUGACUUACACCACCAUGUGUAUUAAGGAGGCCCUUCGUCUUUACCCUCCAGUCCCUGGUGUGUCCCGAGAACUUAGUAAACCCAUAACUUUUUGUGAUGGACGCACUUUGCCUAAAGGUUCCAUAGUGAUAAUUAGCAUUCAUAAUAUCCACCGAAACCCAACAAUAUGGGAAGAACCAGAGAUGUUUGAUCCCACAAGGUUCUCUUUAGAGAACUCUUCCCAGCGACAUUCCCAUGCUUUUGUGCCCUUUGCAGCUGGACCAAGGAACUGCAUUGGACAGCAGUUUGCCAUGAAUGAAAUUAAAGUAGUUAUUGCCCAAAUCCUGCUCCGAUUUGAAAUCUUGCCUGAUUCAGCAAAACUUCCUGUUCCUAUUCCCCAAGUUGUCUUGAAGUCUGAAAAUGGAAUACAUGUAUUGCUAAAGAAACUUGAUGAACGGUAAAGGAUAGAAAAGAAUCUUGCAUCCAGAGUGAUAUGAAUGCCUUUCUUCAUUACCAGCAUUGUGACUACUCCCUUUAAUUUCCAUGCAAGACAUAGAGCAAAAUUUCUACAUUUGAUUUUUAAAGCAAUAUGAUUCUUUAAAUCUCUUGUUCAUUGGUGGAAAGAGGUGAAAAUCGUCCUUCUCCAAAAGUUUUUAUACAUUUAUUGAUAAACUACCCACAGAUUAUGUCUUUACAUUCUUUGUGUGACCAAAGGGUUUAAGCACAAUUUUAGUUAUGGAUACAUAUAAUGCUUAUUUUGUUACUGUGAGUCAUUACUGAAAACUGAAAUACUGGAUUCUAAAAAUUUAACAAAUAAAUGUUUUGAGAGACAAUAA